AUGAAUAAUCAAAUACCGUAUUGCAUUCAUCCUAUCAUAAAUGAUAAUAUAUCGAGCAAUGAAACGAAUAUAGUGAUUAAGCAGGAGCAAAUUGCAAAAGAAUUCAUUCCCAAUUCAAUUACUACUUCAUUUGAACAACCGAAACAUAGGUCUUUCAUGGCUGAUCAAUAUUCAUUGAUUUCAAACUUUGAAAUACAAUUUUACAAACUAAACUUAUCGUCAGCUACUGUAGUCGACCAAACAACAAUCGAACGUAAUGGUACAUCCAAUAUUUCUCAUCAUGCAGGCUUGUAA
This is a messenger RNA of Rotaria socialis, 294 nucleotides long. Lineage: Eukaryota; Metazoa; Rotifera; Eurotatoria; Philodinida; Philodinidae. The record is from the annotation of a GenBank genome assembly.